Molecule: messenger RNA, 1404 nt
Organism: Prorocentrum cordatum
Lineage: Eukaryota; Dinophyceae; Prorocentrales; Prorocentraceae
Source: the annotation of a GenBank genome assembly
GCGCGCCUGUGAUAAGCGAGGGCGCCUACCUUUUCCUGCAGAGCCUGACGGGCGAUGCGUGGGACGCCUGCGACGAGAUCAGCUUCGAGAGGAUGGGCACCGCCGAGGCAUUCGAUGAGAUAUUCGUGAAGCUGGACGUGCUGUACAGGUACACCCAGGAGGUCGAGCUGCCAGGCAGGUGCGACGGAUUCUUCGGAGAGUUCUCGAGGCAGCCGAAGGAGACGCUCAACGCGUACGUGCUCAGGCACGGCAAGGAGUUACCGAAGUUGCGCGAGGCUGGACUCGAGCUACCGGACCUACUGGCAGGCGACAGCGUGGCGCACAAGAAGGACAUCGACCGAGCGAACAGCACGUAUCAUGGACGAGUCGUUCGAGAAGAAGGAUAUUGGAUGGAGGACUACUAUGGUGAAGAUGAUGAGGCUUGCUACGAGGAUGAAUACGACCCGCACGAGGACAAUCAAGAAGACGACGAGUGGUACGAGGAAGACGAAGACGUGCCGGAGGAGCUGGAGAACGCCUGCGAGGCUACCGUGGAGGCUUACGCGGCGUACGCGGAGGCCCGAGCUAAGAUUAACGAGUUGGCGAAGUCUCGUGGAUUUUGCCCCGCGGUGGCGCUGAUCGCCGAGAAGCGUGGUGGCGGACUCCCGCCGCCGCGAGCAGGUAACGCCAGGCGGCAGACACUUCGACGGCAGCCCGAAGACGACGCACACGGGAUCUACACAACAGCAUGGACCAGGGUUCAGGAAGUGAGUUUGGUUACGGGAAAAGAAGUUGGCGACAGUGGAGCAACAGAACCAGUCAUGGGACUCGACGAGUGGCCGAAGUGGCGUAAGAAGCUGACGGACAUGGGCAUGGCCGACCAGAUCACGACGGAGCGGUGCCAGAAGACAUUCAGCUUUGGCAAGGACGCUACAGCAACGGCGAAGCAGAUGGUUACGUUCCCGGUCUGUUUUCGCAAGAUGAAGCGCGAGAUCACGAUGUACCUGGUGCCAGGCAAGGUACCGCUACUUAUGGCGAGGCCGUGUCUCGAAGAAUGGGGCAUCGUGGUAGACUGCAGAAACAGGAAGGCGAUGUGCCUGGGCGAGGGCCCGCAGACGUGGGGCGACAUCGAGACAUAUGAGAAAGGCCACGUGAUCAUAGACCUUCUGAGCCUCCCUGAGGACGCGCUGGAGGUCAAAGAGGAGUCUAGCUCGACGGGCGCCGACGCGGACGGAGACCGCGAGGUCGAGAGCGACAGGGAAGUGGAUUUCUACGUGACCGGCACGCAUGGCGAAGAGAAGGAGAAUGCGGAUACGACAGGCUUUGACGCCGAGCAGCUCAAGGACUUGUUUGUGAAAGCGAACAAGACGCUCGACGAGAAGGCGAAGGUCGAGCGCAAGUUUUGGGAGAUCUUUGUCAACGAAG